This is a messenger RNA of Rhodofomes roseus, 1558 nucleotides long. RefSeq lists its product as uncharacterized. Bases 458 to 1474 code for a protein of 338 amino acids. The transcript has 20 exons. The record is from RefSeq and is a predicted model, not a curated record. Lineage: Eukaryota; Fungi; Basidiomycota; Agaricomycetes; Polyporales; Fomitopsidaceae.
CUGGACAUGUUGACUCCUGUGCUCUCUUUGACAAUAUUUAGCGUCGCCAGUUCGGAGCCCACGCUGUGAACUGGCGCAAACAACCCGCCCUGGACUUGAUCCCCAUGCCAGGGACAAGCCGAGCUCGAGGCCCGCAUUAGCUCAGCACGGCCGACGGUUCUGUCGGUCCAGGGCAGGGGAUGAGGCCUGAGGAUGAACCACUUCCGCGGGUCGCGCUGCGCCCAAGCCGGAUCGUGCCAGAUCUGGCAUGUAGCAACCGCCCGCCCCUGAUCGAGAUCACCUCCGCCGCCCGCCCUGCGCUGGGCCUUCGGCGCCACACAGUUUUCCCGCUUCCGGGGCCCACGAUGUCCAGGAUUGUUCCCGGUACGCUGCAAUAUAAUGUUCGUGUCCCCGUGGGUGGUUGCCUUGGACGCUACUCCCACUCUCCCCCUCGUUAUUCCGGUCUGUACAGGUUAGCAUGGUCGGCGUGAAUUUGCAUCUCAACGAUACGAUGGGCUGCACGUUUAUUGGAGUGCUGUUCGCCCUAGGUUUAUACGGGGCUUCGUGCGCGCAGACGAUAUUCUACUAUCAUGAAUAUCCAAAGGACCACAUAAGGCUGAAAGCGUUGGUGGCUAUACUCUGGUUACUCGACACUGCCAGCACAAUCCUCGAUAUCUGCUUUCUCUGGUACUGGUUGAUCACAUACCACUCGGACACUGGCGGUCUGUCUGUCCUUCCCGAUGCGUUUACCGCGGAAUUCUUUCUCGCAUCCUUGACCGUGUGCAUCGUCCAAUGUUAUUUCAUAUCAACGAUCUGGAGGCUACUUGCGUCCAAGUGGUUUCAGUGGCCGCUGACGUCUAUCAUGAUAUUCCUCGCGGCGGCAUCGUUUGUCGGAGGCAUAGUUACCGUAUAUCGGAUAAACCUCAAUACCCAGGCUACCGCGGCUGUCGUAGCUUCGACGGUUCCGGCUUCAAUACAAACGGUCACUGCAUUCGUUGCAGACGCGUAUAUCACGACAUCCCUUUGCGUGAUCCUCUGGGGUCGGAAGACCGGGUUCAAAAGGACUGAGGUUUUGAUCACCACGCUUAUAGUCUAUGCCAUCCACCGGGGUAUCUUCACGGGCCUCAUACAAUUAGCGCACUUUACUACGUAUAUCUCCACUAUUCACUCUGACAGUUUGUACUGGAUGCUAUGGCACAUCCCUGGAAGCAAAAUCUAUGUCAAUUCGCUCCUUGCAGUAUUGAAUGUACGCCACCAACUACGCGAAGGGCCACCAGAAGCAGAAUACUCCCUCGACGUCUUCUCUCUCGACUCAACACCGGGCCAGAGUGUUUCUGUUUCAAGGAGGAGAUCGCGAGCAACACUCAAUAAGACGACCCAAUCUCGAACACACAUCAUGCUCACAAGAGAAGUCGUCCGAGAUGAUGGAGAGAGGACUCGUGUUCCUUCGCCUAUCAAUGAGACCGAUGUAGGAGAUAAAGUACCGUACUCAUAGCACUCUGCUUCAGUGAGAUGUACCACUAGUAAUACACUGUUUGACUCGUUGUGGCACGCGCAAGGCCGCGGGCGACAGCGGCGG